This is a messenger RNA of Nicotiana attenuata, 489 nucleotides long. RefSeq lists its product as uncharacterized. The record is from RefSeq and is a predicted model, not a curated record. Bases 1 to 489 code for a protein of 162 amino acids. The transcript is spliced from 2 exons. NCBI's taxonomy places the organism in Eukaryota, Viridiplantae, Streptophyta, Magnoliopsida, Solanales, Solanaceae.
AUGGUCAAAUUAAGCCCGAGGUUUAUUGGUCCUUUUGAGGUGUUGGACAGAGUUGUCGAAGUUUCUUAUAGACUCACUUUACCUCAUCUUUCAGGAGUUCAUAUGGUGUUUUAUGUUUCAAUGCUUCAGAAAUACAAUGAAGAUAAGUCACAUGUUUUGGACUACAACACAGUGUUGUUGGAUGAGAAUCUGGCUUAUGAAGAAGAAUCGAUGGCCAUUUUGGAUAGGCAGGUUCGGAAGCUCAGGGAAAUAUCAGUGGAUCCACCUGCGGAUCAGGUACAAGAUCAGUUUAUUAAUGAUCAUGUUGAGACCCCACUUCCCCCUCAACACUUAGAGGGUUUUGUUGCUGCACCGGUAUUCCAAGAGGCCAUCGCAGAGAAGAUCAAUUUUACUGACGCUUUGACUCAGGUUGGAGUGGUUCCAAUGGCCCCAACCAUAUCUCAGGCUAGAGUAGGAGUUCAGACCUCUACUACCCGCACUCCGAAGUAG